AUGGCAAUAAUUAGCUCAAUAUGGUUAGUAGCAGUGACAGCAACGAGUGUACCUGUGGAAAGUGACAAAAUAUCUCCACUCAAGACCUCCGAGGACUUACCAGAGACAGCCAAAGAGAAGAGAUAUUUUGUCCACUCGCACUCACCUACGCCAUGUCCGCCGUUUUACCCGCAUUACCAUGCGCCGAUGUCUCAAAUCCACUAUUCGAAGCCAGUGUACGGACCACCAGCUCACCCUAAACCAAUCUACGGACCACCAAUGCAUCCGAAGCCAGUCUACGUAGUCCCAGAGUAUCAGAAGCCAGUCUACAAAGUACCCGAGUACCAAAAACCAGUUUACAAAGUGCCAGAAUACCCGAAACCAGUCUACGGACCACCAAUGCAUCACAAACCAGUUCAAUUGAUUCACCAACCAACCUACCAAUCUUACGUACCCCAGCAAACUGUCUCCUAUAUAAAACCUCAUGUGUCCAAACCAGAUUACCAUUAUUUACCAUCGUACCCAAAACACAUCGAUUACGAGAAGCCCUUAUUCGCCUACGCACCCUCAUAUCACCAGCCAAUGAAGUCUGAAUACUUGAACGACUACAACACACACCAGAAAUAUCACACCCCAAGCCACUACUUCAGCAAGCCGGGGAUCGUUUACAAGGAGUCACCCAAGUGUGAGCCCUGUCACGAUUCCUACAAACAUCACGAGUCUUAUAAAUACCAGGAGUCAUACCAUCACCACGAGCCCCAAGUUAUUCAUGUCCCUCCACCCUCUUACAUAAAGCCGCAAGUUCAUUAUCUGCCCACCCACUCUUACAAAUCACCUAUCGUUAAACAUCUCGGUCAUCCUGCUCCCUGCCCGUAA
This is a messenger RNA of Microplitis demolitor, 855 nucleotides long. RefSeq lists its product as uncharacterized. The transcript has 2 exons. The record is from RefSeq and is a predicted model, not a curated record. Bases 1 to 855 code for a protein of 284 amino acids. Lineage: Eukaryota; Metazoa; Arthropoda; Insecta; Hymenoptera; Braconidae.